UUGUGGGUCUCUACACCAUAGGAGGAUGCGGGAAAAGACCACCCAGAUGCCUCUGCAUCCCAUUGGUCCGCACGCUGGUGCAGCGGCCGUACAAGCGGACGGGGUUACUCCCAUCCGAGAGUAGGAGUAGCCGAGUAGGAUAUACUGCCACUGCAAGUCUGCAAUUAAAGAGUGGAAGACCAGAGUUCACCGAUCACCUAUUCUGCGAUAGACUAGUACGUCUACGUUUAGGUUCCCGGAUCUUGAUAUAUCAAAUCAGAAGUGCUCCAUCAUGUCGGAACUCCAGACUUCAGACCCCAUAGCAGUCAUGGAUGAGCAGGAAUUCCGACACAUUCUGGAUCUGUUCCCUAUCGUCCGAUCCCGAGAUUACUGUGCUGAUUCAGAGUUACCAAGACAGCAUUCAGCAAUGGAUGAGGUAACAGAAUGGCAAAGUGCUUGGAGUGAGGAGGGUGAAAAAGGAACUGAAAUUCAGGGAAUUGACACAGAAGAUCCAUUCUGGGAGAAAUUAAAAUUAGCAGCAGAGAGGAAGGUUGGUGCAGCAGAAGCUGAGAAAUUCUGCAAGGCUUUCCAAGUGGUUCACAAGAAACUUGUGUAUGAAGAACUAAGUCUAGAUGCGGCACGGAACUUUAUAUCCGAUGACAGGUUCAAUGAAAAAAUAAUGCAGAAUAUUAGAAUACACUCUAAAUAGAUGGUCCAUGGGAUAUUAUUCUGGUUAUACCAUGUCAAAAAGUUGAAAAGAAAAUAAUAAUGAAUGAUGAUAUUGGUUUGUGGGAUAUUACUCAGUUGCUGAUUGAUGUUGAUCCUGUUCCAAGGUCAUUGUGCAAUGGCAGGUUAGAAGCUGUGUUUUGAUCUAGGGACUUCACUCGGUUACCUGAAGUUGGUGGUUUUUUCACCUGGAAACCAAUGAAUUCUUUCAAGUAUAAUUGAUGCAUUUAGUA
Messenger RNA from Macadamia integrifolia, 938 nucleotides. RefSeq lists its product as uncharacterized. Bases 272 to 688 code for a protein of 138 amino acids. The record is from RefSeq and is a predicted model, not a curated record. The transcript is spliced from 8 exons. Lineage: Eukaryota; Viridiplantae; Streptophyta; Magnoliopsida; Proteales; Proteaceae.